AUGUAUGCAACUCCACCACAAGCAAGAACGGUUCCGGUUUCCGUAAACAAUCCACAUCUUGAAGGUCCACAAAAUAGCCUGAUAGGAAACGCCUUAAAUGAUGAACAGAUAUAUCAAUGGAUAAACGAGUUAGUCACAGGAAAUAAUCGAGAGAAGGCAUUACUAGAAUUGGGGAAAAAAAGAGAGCAAUACGAUGAUCUAGCUUUGGUUCUUUGGAACUCCUUUGGUGUAAUAACUGUGUUACUAGAGGAGAUUAUUAGUGUAUAUCCAUUUUUGGAUCCACCCAAUUUAAGUGCUUCAACUUCCAAUAGAGUGUGCAAUGCUCUUGCAUUGUUACAAUGUGUGGCAUCAAAUGUCCAAACGAGAGGGUUAUUUUUGAAAGCUAAUUUGCCAUUGUACUUGUACCCAUUCUUGUCCACCAAUGCGCGUCAAAGAUCAUUUGAAUAUCUAAGGCUUACAAGUUUGGGCGUUAUUGGAGCUUUAGUCAAAAAUGACACGCCGGAAGUUAUCAAUUUUCUCUUAACGACUGAAAUCGUUCCCUUGUGCUUGAAUAUAAUGGAAAUUUCGUCAGAAUUGUCCAAGACAGUUGCCAUCUUUAUUCUACAAAAAAUAUUACUUGAUGAUCAAGGGUUGAGUUAUAUUUGUACAACAUUUGAACGGUUUCACACAGUGGCAUCUGUCUUGUCUAAAAUGAUUGAACAGUUGGCUGCAUUAACCAUUUCUGGCGCCAAUGGCAAGCCUAUCACCGGACAAGGACAAGCAUCGUCUAAUAGCUCAGGAAGGUUGUUGAAACACGUGGUGAGGUGCUAUAUGCGACUUUCCGAUAAUCUUGAGGCCAGAAAAGCGUUGGCAAACAUUUUACCUGAGCCAUUGCGAGAUGGCACAUUUUCAUCGAUAUUGCAGGAUGAUGUUGCAACAAAGAGAUGCUUGGCUCAGUUGUUGACUAAUAUAAAUGAGCAGUAA
Messenger RNA from Lodderomyces margitis, 963 nucleotides. RefSeq names its product CCR4-NOT core subunit. Gene Ontology annotation, cellular component: CCR4-NOT core complex; P-body; CCR4-NOT complex. The transcript has a single exon. NCBI's taxonomy places the organism in Eukaryota, Fungi, Ascomycota, Pichiomycetes, Serinales, Debaryomycetaceae. Gene Ontology annotation, biological process: negative regulation of translation; mRNA catabolic process. The record is from RefSeq and is a predicted model, not a curated record. Bases 1 to 963 code for a protein of 320 amino acids.